AUGGAUAACGUUCGAGCUUAUGGAGCGGGAUUAGCCAAUACGAAUUUUGAUAAAAAUACGUUUUUCAAAAAACCUACUGUUUUAUUUAGAUGUGGAGCAUUGGUAUGUUGGUUGGAAAAAUAGUGGGAAUUUCAGGGGAUCAGAAUUUUCAGGAGGAAAUUAACUUGAAAUUUAUAGAAUCGAAAAAUGUCUACAAAAGAAAUAUUUACAUUAGAAAAAAAAUUAUCUUAAAAUUUUUAUUGAAAUUGGAAGUUCAGAUUUUUGAAAAAAAAUUGCGCCAGUGAAGAAAUUUUUAAGGAAGAAUUUUUGAGCUUAAAAAUUUCGGAAUCCUCUGAUUUUUUUCCAACUCUAGUUUCCCAGUUAAAAGGAUUAGAAGAGGAUUAAAUUAUUGAGAACACACAAUUCCCCGAAAAAAAAUCAUUUUUUUUUUCAGAUCUUCGGUCUUUUGGUCUGGUAUGCUGUUUCAAAAGGUGGAUGGCACAAACCAAGUGAUACUAUUCAUCCGGUAUUUUUCUCCUGAUUCUGAAUAAAUCCCUGUGUAAUUUCACUGAAUUUUUCCGCAGAUCUGUUUGUAUGGUCGUAGUUCAUCAACAUGUUCAUUCGCAACAGCAACCGGAUUUUUCGCAGUUUGCGGCGCUGCUUUGCUCAUUUUCCUUGACGCCAAACUCGACACAAUUAGCUCAAUUCCAACGCGUAGGCGAGCUGUCAUGACUGAUCUUUCUGUUUCAGGUUGGUUUGAAUGCGAGAAAAAAAAGUUUAGUAGACUGAUGAAAUAUUCAUGAGUCUACUUUUGCGAAGUACUUUUUCAAACGUUUUUAGAAUACUGAACUUGAGAUUUUUAAUUAUAAUUUGAAGAAGAAGAACGAGAAAAUUCUACUCAAAAUAAAUAAUUUUGUUCUCACUAUGAUAAUUUUUCAGAAACAAAAAUAAAAAAAAAUAUUUCAAAAAAUAUCAAAUCUCAUAUUUUUCCAGCAAUUUUUACUGGUAUCUUCCUAAUCGCUUUCCUAACGUUCUGGAGUAAACUCUCCUCCUUCGAAGUCGGUGAAGAUGACGAGAACCCGAUCAAUACCAACUACUCAAAGAUUGGUGUUCUUGGAGCACUUCUCUCAUUUUUGUCGUGGGUUAGUUCUUUUUGUCAUAUUCCAUUAAUAUUUUAUACAUAGUGCAAGAAAUUUGAUACGUUUUUUUUUGUUGUGAGGAAAAGAAAAAUGAAUAGAAUUUUUGAAGGGUGGUGCUGCAUUUUUUGCUUGGCGUCGUUAUGAAGAGGGAAAUCAAGCAUCACACGAGCCAAAUUAUGAGGAACAAUUUGGAACGGUUUCAAGCGAUGUUCAAGAUGGUUAUGGUUAUGGUGGAGAUUCUGGCGGUUAGAUUUUCGCUAAAAAAAUUAAUUAAUUAAAAAGGAGGGGAAAUCCUUGCUUGUCUAACAUAACAUCACAUUAAAUCGAGAAAAACCACCUGCUAAAAUGUUCAGUUAAUUAUAGGGGAACAUAUAUUGGAUGUUUAUUGGUUUGGGAAAUAAAAUACGAGAGAAAAAGAGGGAGUCUUCUAAUUUUGUUAGGGUUUUACGAGAAGGAUUUUUUCAGAAAUAGGAAGACAAAAGUUUGGGGAAAAACUUUGCUUUGAAAAAAUUUUAGAAAAAUAUUUGGAAAUUGAAAAUUAUUUUCAAAAGAAAUUCUAAAAAUAUAGAUUUUUGUGAAAAAUACUAGAUGAACCUUGAAAUAAUUUUUUAGAAAGUGUGGUUUCCAAAGUCAUGACCUAAACAGUUUCAUCUUAUGAUCUUACAAAAAUAAAUCACGUUCUCUGACCUUCAUAACCCAAACCAAGUAAAAGUUGCCCUUUCACUUCAUCAUUCUGAAAACCCUUUUGAUGAAACCAAUUAUCAUCAAUUGUUCGUUCAAAACAAUUAUUUCGAAACCGGAAAUGAUGAAUUCAUGAAUUCAUGAAAAAAAUAAAUUUUCCCCCAACAAUCAUAGAUCAAAAAACCCAGGAAGUAUUUUUCUAGGAAUCGGAAGUGUACCUGGGCAAGUUUCAUCAUAUCAAGCUGGCGGUCCACCAAUGCAACCUCCACAACACCAACAACAACAACCACCACCAAAUCAAUAUGUUCAAUCAGAAGGUUAUGGAUAUUAA
Caenorhabditis angaria is the source of this 2130-nucleotide messenger RNA. The record is from the annotation of a GenBank genome assembly. Lineage: Eukaryota; Metazoa; Nematoda; Chromadorea; Rhabditida; Rhabditidae.